This is a messenger RNA of Macrobrachium nipponense, 1169 nucleotides long. RefSeq lists its product as uncharacterized. The transcript is spliced from 3 exons. Lineage: Eukaryota; Metazoa; Arthropoda; Malacostraca; Decapoda; Palaemonidae. Bases 7 to 357 code for a protein of 116 amino acids. The record is from RefSeq and is a predicted model, not a curated record.
GCAUUGAUGUGCGACCAGGAAUAUACACCAUUUGUUCGUAUUAUGCCCAAGAAUGACCCCCGAAGCCAUUUAAAAAAGAAAGCCCCCUCAUGUGGCGAAAGUUAUGGGAUGUGGCGCCCUUCGUACUUUCGAGACUCUAGAGACGAUUCGUGCGAUUCCAAUAUGGCGGCUGAGAGCAGCCUCCUGCCAGUUCAGGGCACAACAUCUGUGGAUAUUCGUCUGCCAUGGGAGGAACUCGUCGUCUCCAUCCAUCGAAACGGAAAGAACGGAAUACCAGGAGGAUUGUGGGGUCUACAAUUGCAGAUCAAAGAUGCUCUUCUUACAAUGGCUCCACACUUGUUAUAUAUAACUGAAUAACAUCUUGCACAACCCCUGAGAAAUGAUUAUGACUUUGCAGCACAUUUCUCUCAAGCGAGGAAUGGAGUCGAAAGGGAAGAUGAAAAUGGAAGAAUGAAAGAAGAAUUAAAGUGGAAUAAAGGAGAGAGCAUUAAGGAAAAUAGGUUUUUAAGAUAAUAAAACAUUACCGCUAAUAACAACCGUACAACUUUCGUGUACUAGAUGCCGGGAAUCUCCAGGAAAGAAGAUGUUCAUAAUAUGGGUGAUAAUGGACAGUAAUCUGCUGUUUAUAAAAUGAUAAUUGGAGAUUGAAAAUAAUAUUGAAUAACAAUAUUUUUAGUUUUAGCUAGAGACAGAUGAGGUCGUAUGAUGGAAAUAUUUCUUUGUGUUCAGCACUGAAUUGUAUCUCAUUAGAAGACGUAGAGGAAACAAGAAUAAAGUCGAUUCGAUUUUGUUUUAAAUAGUAGAUUAAACUUUUAUAUGGCACAGUUUUGACUGGAUUAAAUAUGAGGUAAUGUUCAUUCUCUCAUGGAAUCUUAAGCAAAAGUUUUGAGUGAAUCUUUGAAGUAAGAGCUGUAAUAUUUUCUAUGUGGUGCAUCUGUGAAUAAAGUAAGUAAAAUUAAUAAAAAUGCUUUCUUCCCCAAUAAUUCGAACGCAAGUGAAUAAGGCAUUAUUGUUUCAAUGAUAGUGAAGCGGUUGACGAUAAUUCAUAAUAUGAAUAUUCAUUAUUGUUAAUAAUACUGAAUAUUGAGGAUGAGCCCAUUUGUGUAUGCUCGAAAUUAUAUAGAACUCAUAUUUUUUAUCACUGCCAUGGAUUUAUGCUUAUUUUUUUU